AUGGGCGCCUAUCUCUAUGGGCGCCUAUCUCUAUGGGCGCCUAUCUCUAUGGGCGCCUAUCUCUAUGGGCGCCUAUCUCUAUGGGCGCCUAUCUCUAUGGGCGCCUAUCUCUAUGGGCGCCUAUCUCUAUGGGCGCCUAUCUCUAUGGGCGCCUAUCUCUAUGGGCGCCUAUCUCUAUGGGCGCUUAUCUCUAUGGGCGCCUAUCUCUAUGGGCGCCUAUCUCUAGGGGCGCCUAUCUCUAGGGGGGCGCCUAUCUCUAGGGGCGCCUAUCUCUAUGGGCGCCUAUCUCUAUGGGCGCCUAUCUCUAUGGGCGCCUAUCUCUAUGGGCGCCUAUCUCUAUGGGCGCCUAUCUCUAUGGGCGCUUAUCUCUAUGGGCGCCUAUCUCUAUGGGGCCUAUCUCUAGGGGCGCCUAUCUCUAGGGGCGCCUAUCUCUAG
Closterium sp. NIES-65 is the source of this 435-nucleotide messenger RNA. Lineage: Eukaryota; Viridiplantae; Streptophyta; Zygnematophyceae; Desmidiales; Closteriaceae. The record is from the annotation of a GenBank genome assembly.